Aspergillus japonicus CBS 114.51 is the source of this 480-nucleotide messenger RNA. RefSeq lists its product as uncharacterized. Lineage: Eukaryota; Fungi; Ascomycota; Eurotiomycetes; Eurotiales; Aspergillaceae. The transcript has a single exon. The record is from RefSeq and is a predicted model, not a curated record. Bases 173 to 430 code for a protein of 85 amino acids.
CCCCCCCCCCCCCCCCAAUACAUCCUUUGAUUGCAUUUCUUGGAGCCUCACGUCUUUUUCUUUUCUCUGCCUCUGAUUUCAUCUAUCUAUUUCUUUCUACUGAGAACCUUAGAAAAGCAAGAUUGAAUAUUGCAGGGAAAAAAAAGAAAAAAAAAGAACAAGAAGGGGUUGAAUGGAAACAACCGCUAUACGGAGCGGGGCUGGAUGGAGCGAGACAUACAGUGACAAGAUCAUAAGAUUCAUACAAACAUUACUUUUAUGUGGUACGAUUAGUAUAGGAACGAUAUCCUGGUUCAGUAUACGUCAGAUGGCUUUACUUUUCUUUUCGCAUGUCACCUUGGGAUAUCCCAAUGACGAUCCGUGGGAUAGAUGUACAGACCAUGUGAUGAGUGUUUCAAAUCUUCCAGUUUUAAUUCUAUACACAGUCUAGAAGCAGCGUUCAUGGACGGAUAACCGGAAGGAAUGUAAUUCUCUGGUAUA